UCCAUUCUUUAAUCCUAUCCGUUGUUUUAACAAUAGAAAAAGUGAUUAAUGCAUGCUUCUUCUUUUUAAUAGAUCUUUCUCGUUUCGUGGAGUCUUGAAGCUUCUCUGUUUUUCUCUGUGCUCAGAAUCUUUCAAACCCUGGUUUCUAAGGAGAUCUAAAAAUGGCGAAUGUUCCAAAGAUAAGGAAGGCUGUGUACCAGGGACCAAGCAUAGUCAAAGAGAUAAUCUAUGGAAUAGCACUAGGACUUGCGGCUGGAGGGUUGUGGAAGAUGCAUCAUUGGAACAACCAAAGACGAACGAGGGAGUUUUAUGAUUUGCUAGAGAAGGGAGAGAUUAGUGUUGUCGCUGCAGAUGAGUAGCAUCCAUGACCUCAUAUAUUUACUUACAAGAGUUCAAGAUCAAGAACCAACACAAGGAAUGCGUUGUGUGUGUGUUUUUGUUCUUUAAAUAAAUGUUGUAAAACAAUGGAAACGUUAGAUCGAUGUUUGAAAAUGUGAUGUUAGUGUUGUUGAAAGAUUUCUUCAAAAUGCUACGUGUAAUGCAUUCAUAUGCAACAUUAGUUGUUCAGAGUCGGCACGGAUAUUUCAUAUGCAUGUAGCUGCAAAGAUGGAGGUCUGUUUGGAGGUGGAAUCAGAUGACUUCUUCCCACAGAAGAACUUUACAAACUUCUGCCUCGUGCCUUAGUGAUUGAAGCAACUCGUUUUUUAGACAUGGAUCUAGGGUUUCGAACAACCUAUUCAGUCUGUCUAUAGAGGUUCCAAAUCUGGCAACGAUGGUGAAAUUCAAAGUAAGAGGUUGUGAGCAAUCUUAUUCCGGUAGGAGAUGACCAGAGCCUGGCACGAGAACAUUGUUUCUGGUUUCACACGCAAUAUAGAGGACGAGAACUCUUUUGACAUUAGCUUUCCCAAUAACUGUCCUAGAAAAGAGCAUACUCUGGAGCCAUGUAACCUCGCAUGAAGUUUACACGCUUCCUGUGCUGAA
This is a messenger RNA of Raphanus sativus (radish), 981 nucleotides long. RefSeq names its product putative cytochrome c oxidase subunit 5C-4. The record is from RefSeq and is a predicted model, not a curated record. Lineage: Eukaryota; Viridiplantae; Streptophyta; Magnoliopsida; Brassicales; Brassicaceae. The transcript is spliced from 3 exons. Bases 162 to 359 code for a protein of 65 amino acids.